Arabidopsis arenosa is the source of this 709-nucleotide messenger RNA. The record is from the annotation of a GenBank genome assembly. NCBI's taxonomy places the organism in Eukaryota, Viridiplantae, Streptophyta, Magnoliopsida, Brassicales, Brassicaceae.
GCGUCAUAGACUCAUUUCAAAACAUUGAAUAUUGAGAGAUACCCCAACGUCAGAAGGAGAAGAUAGAGAUGAACCACCGUAACAAACAGAUUGAUUCCGGCUCUGGCUCCGGCUCCGGCUCUGGAGAUAACCGCCGGACUUAUGACUGCAACAUCUGCCAGAGAGGUUUCACGAAUCCUCAAGCUCUCGGUGGUCACAAUAACAUCCACCGCAGGGAACGCGAAAGAUACCCCUCCUUCUCUUCUUCUUCUUACUCAUUUCCAUUUUCUCUUCCUUUACCGUCUCAGUAUCCAUCCUCCUCCAUAAACUUCUCAAACCCUAAUAAUAACAACAACCCGCCUCCUUAUUUUCCGACCAUUGAUUCAUACCAACACCAAGGGUCGUCUCAGCCACCGAUUAACCCUAGCCACAACACACAAUACUUUGGAUCAUCAUCGAGAGGAGGAGGGAGAUUUUCUCAAGGGGACUCUCAUGAUCUUAAUUUGAGCUUAGGGCUCGGAUCCAUGAAUGAAAAUGAUGACACUCACCGGAGCCCACCAGAGACCAGAGGUUCUCAGCCUCAAGAUGAGGAUCUUGAUCUUGAUCUUCGACUCGGCGGUCAUCGUCAUCAUUAAGAUCGCAGCGGUUUCCCUCACGUUCGAUCCACGUAAUCAUAUACAAUAUAUAUAGUUGAAAGUUAAUCACCGUAUAAUACAUGAUGUUUAUUGUG